AUGAGUCCGCGCUGGGCUCGCUCAAGUCCAUCCUGGGCCCUCUUGAGUCUGCGCUGGGGUUCCUUGUCGCUGUCGAUGCUACUUGAAGUCAAGACAAGAGGUUGCUCACUGACUGAUGCUCAGUCUGUGUUCUACACUCCAGGCGGCUCCUCACAUCAGAACAUUCUUGGUUCUAACUUGGACAAAAGAGUUCAACACAGAGCAGAACUUCGCCAACAGGAAGGCCGGGUGCGCGGUGGGGGGCGGGACCUGCCGCCGACCGUUGGUGUUUGGGCGGCGCGCGCGCCUGUUUUUCGCUUUCGAAAAGCGUUGAGCGCACGGGGACGUUUUUCACACGAAGUUGCAGAGCUGUGCGUAUCGUCCAGCAGGCGAGCUCCUUUGGUUUUGUUGAACGGUAUUGGACAAAUGAUGAGCAUGAUGUGGCCUGUGACUCUUCUGUGGGUUGGACUGGACAUUCUUUUGUAUCAGGAAGUUGCUUCUUUGAUGAAUGACGAAGAAACUAUGUGUAUUAUUGAAAAAAUUAGCGACGAUAGCAUUUGCAGAGGGGAGCUCCUUGUGAUUUAUCCAGAUUUGGGAAAUGCAGCCUGUGCUGUCAUCCCAAGAUGCCGUCAGUUUCGAAGACUGCUGAGUGAAGAAUGGGGAGAACCACGUGUAAAAUUUGUUCAAGCUAAGAAGGACAUGAACUACGUGCUGAUAAUGGUGGAUCCAGAUGCCCCUAGCAAGGAAAAUCCCAAAUACCGUUUUUGGAGACAUUGGUUGGUGACCAACAUAAAUAAAAAUGUGUGAAGCGUGUAAUUCUGUGCCAGCUGUGGAUAUUAAGAGAAAAACUUGCCUCAACAAGGUGCACCUUCAUACUUGUCUUUUGUUGGGUUUGUUGGGGCAGAUGGAUGGAGAAAACUAAUUGCAGCACCCUGUUCA
Molecule: messenger RNA, 918 nt
Organism: Rhincodon typus (whale shark)
Lineage: Eukaryota; Metazoa; Chordata; Chondrichthyes; Orectolobiformes; Rhincodontidae
Exons: 7
Coding region: 1-786 (261 amino acids)
Source: RefSeq, a predicted model, not a curated record